This is a messenger RNA of Corticium candelabrum, 6178 nucleotides long. RefSeq names its product myosin-11-like. Gene Ontology annotation, molecular function: actin filament binding; microfilament motor activity; ATP binding. Gene Ontology annotation, cellular component: myosin filament; cytoplasm; myosin II complex. Lineage: Eukaryota; Metazoa; Porifera; Homoscleromorpha; Homosclerophorida; Plakinidae. The record is from RefSeq and is a predicted model, not a curated record. Bases 48 to 5999 code for a protein of 1983 amino acids. The transcript has 46 exons.
GAUUCUAGUUUGUUGAGCGCUUUUUGUGUUUUAUUCCCGUCAGCCUCAUGGACAGCCAGUCUCUAAAAUAUCUAGCUGUAGACAAAAACACUCUAGCCGAUGCGGCAGCGCAAACCGAAUGGGCGUCGAAGCGUUUCGUGUGGGUCCCUCACGCGGAGCAGGGAUUCGUAACAGGCAGUGUGAAGGGCGAGAAUGCAGCCAAGGAAGAAGUGAUCGUCGAACUCGAGGACGGCUCUCGUCAGACGGUGCCCAAGGAUGACGUGCAGAAGAUGAACCCGCCCAAGUUUGACAAGGUCGAAGACAUGAGCGAGUUGACGUUCCUCAACGAGGCGAGCGUGCUGCACAACAUGAAGGAUCGCUACUACAGCGGCCUUAUUUAUACUUAUUCUGGUCUGUUUUGCGUGGUUGUCAAUCCGUAUCGUCAUUAUCCGAUCUACACCGAUCGCGUUGUUGAUGCGUACAAGGGCAAGAAGAGAUACGAGAUGCCUCCGCACAUUUUUGCUAUUGCCGAUGAUGCGUACAGGAGCAUGAUGCAGGAUCGUGACAACCAGUCAAUUCUCUGCACUGGUGAAUCUGGAGCUGGAAAGACUGAGAACACUAAGAAAGUUAUCCAGUAUUUAGCACACGUUGCAGGUGGCAGUAGAGCUCACAGCACGACGCCUAACAAGAAUCUAGUACGACGAUCUACUAGCUCAGAUCUGAUGCAUAGAACAGGACUCACAAUGGCACAGGGUGAGUUAGAACAGCAACUUUUACAAGCCAAUCCAAUAUUGGAAGCAUUCGGAAAUGCUAAAACUGUGAAGAAUGACAACUCGUCUAGAUUUGGUAAGUUUAUCAGAGUCAACUUUGAAUCUUCGGGCUACAUCUGUGGAGCUUCAAUUGAUACAUAUCUGCUGGAGAAGUCCAGGGCCGUCAGACAAGCGCAGGGUGAACGCACGUUUCAUUUCUUUUAUCAGCUGCUUGCUGGAGCCACAGAAAAAGAAAGAAAGGAUUUCUUGUUGGAAGACAUUGGCAAUUAUCGCUAUCUGAGUAAUGGCAAUGAACUGAUUGUGGGCGUCAAUGACUCUGCUGAGUAUGCAAUGACUCGGGAAGCAAUGGAUAUCAUGCAUUUUACUCAUGAUGAAAUUGAUUCUAUUUGCAAGACAAUUUCAGCCCUUCUUCAUGUGGGUAAUUUUGUGUUCAAGCAAGAGAGGAACUCUGACCAAGCUGUUUUGCCUGACAACACCAGUGCACAAAAAGUAUGCCAUUUGCUUGGCAUACCUGUGACAGAUUUUACGAAAGCAUUGCUGAAGCCCAAAGUGAAAGUUGGACGAGAAGUAGUCACAAAAGCUCAAAACAAAGAACAGGUGGAGUUUGCCAUUGAAGCCAUCUCAAAGGCGCUCUAUGAGCGACUAUUCAAAUGGGUAGUUGGCAAGAUCAAUAAAGUGCUAGAUCGCACUCGUCGGCAAGGAGCUUCGUUCAUUGGAAUUCUAGACAUUGCUGGGUUUGAGAUCUUUCAGUUUAACUCGUUUGAGCAGUUUUGUAUCAAUUACACAAACGAGAAGCUUCAGCAGUUGUUCAACCACCACAUGUUUAUUUUGGAGCAGGAGGAAUACCGUCGUGAAGGAAUCGAAUGGGAUUUUAUUGACUUUGGACUUGAUCUUCAACCAUGCAUUGAUCUGAUUGAAAAGCAUCCCAUGGGCAUUCUUCCUCUGCUAGAUGAGGAAUGCUGGUUUCCAAAGGCAACGGAUAAGUCAUUUGUUGAGAAGCUUGACAGGGAGUUUUUAACCAAUACAAAGUAUAGGAAACCUGACUUUCGAUCAAAGUCUGACUUCAGCAUUAUUCAUUAUGCAGGAAGUGUGGAUUACGCUGCUCAUCAGUGGCUCGUGAAGAACAUGGAUCCACUGAACGACAACCUGACAUCAUUGCUUCAUAACUCAACUGAACAAUUUGUCGAUGCUUUGUGGAAAGAUCUCAGCAAUGUUCAUGGAAUGCCUGACAGUGGCACCAGCUCACGACCACGAAAAGGCAUGUUUCGUACUGUUGGACAACUUUACAAGGAGCAGCUGAAUGACCUAAUGGUAACACUGAGAAACACGACUCCACACUUUGUUCGUUGCAUUAUUCCCAAUCAUGAGAAGAAGCCUGGGAAGCUUGUUCCUCCUCUAAUUCUGGAUCAAUUGCGUUGCAAUGGUGUGUUGGAAGGUAUACGAAUUUGUCGACAAGGAUUUCCUAACAGAGUACUGUUUUUGGAGUUUAGGCAAAGGUAUGAACUGCUCAUACCCGGUGUUAUUCCCAAAGGAUUCAUGGAUGGAAGAAAAGCUUGUCAACAAAUGUUGGAAGCAUUGGAUCUUGAUGAAAACUUGUACAGAAUUGGCCAGUCAAAGGUCUUCUUUCGCGCUGGUGUGUUAGCUCAUCUAGAAGAGGAGCGUGACAUCAAACUGACUCACACUAUCAUUGGCAUACAAGCUCGUAUUCGUGGAAUGUUGGCCAGACAACACUAUCGUAAGCGUGUUCAACAGCAGAUUGCUAUUCGAGUUGUGCAGCGCAAUGUGCUUAGCUAUCUCAAGUUGAGAAACUGGCCGUGGUGGAAACUGUUCACGAAGGUAAAACCUUUGCUUGAUGUGACAAGACAAGAGGAGGAAAUGAGGGUGAAGGAGAAGGAGUUGCGUGAUGUUGUAUCAAGAAUGGAGAAGGCCGAGGCCGAGCUGAAAGAGCUUCAGCGAGUUCAUGCACAGACAGUGGCUGACAAGUUGUCGCUUUCCGAUCAUUUACAGAAGGAAAGUGAGCAAGUUGCUGAGCUGGAAGAGACUCGCAAUGCAUUGUCCAAAAGAAAAAUGGAGCUUGAGGAAUUAUUCCGUGAAACUGAAACUCGUCUUGAAGAGGAAGAAGAAAAAACUGCAAAGCUGGCAGAAGAGAAACAACAAAAGGAGAUACAAAUACAGGAGCUUGAGGACACUGUGGAAGAGGAAGAGUCUGCAAAGCAGAAGAUUCAGUUGGAGAAAAACCAGCUGGAGAGUCGUGUGAAAAAUUUAGAAGCUGAUCUUGUCUCGCAGGAGGACUCUAAUUCAAAGCUGUCAAAAGAGAGAAAAUUACUAGAAGAGAAGCUAACAGAAAUGCGAGUUGCUCUUUCAUCAGAAGAAGACAAAGCAAAGAACUUGACAAAGGUGAAGAAUAAACAAGAACAGACAAUUGCAGACUUGGAGGCGAGGCUCAAACGAGCAGAAGAGUUGUGCCAGAAACUUGAAAAAGAGAAGCGGGCUUUAGAGGCUGAGAAUCGAGAUUUGAAAGAGCAGUUGGAAAAUGCAAAGCAGCAAAUUAGUCAGCUGCAAAUGACACUCGGCAAACGAGACACUGAAGUGACAGCAACUCUUCAGAGACUCGACGAAGAAAGUGCUGCUCGUGUUUCACUUGAUAAGGAACGUCGUGAGCUGCAGUCACAAAUUCAAGAGUUGCAGGAAGACUUGGAGUCUGAACGUAACCAAAGAACAAGAGCAGAACGAUCAAAACGUGAACUUGGCCAGGAGCUUGAGAGUCUUCGAGAUGAACUGUCUGAAACAACUAACUUGACUGAGGUUCAAAAAGCACAACAAGGUAAGCGUGAAGCAGAACUAGAUGCUGUGAAGAAAACACUUGAAGAAGAGAUGGUUUCGCAUGAGCAAGCCAUGGCUGAUAUUCGUCACAAACACCAACAAGCUGUUGAUGAACUAACAGAACAAUUAGACUCGUCAAAGAAAAGUGCAGACGCUUUCAAGAAAGCGAAAAGCAAGUUGGAGUCAGAUAAAGCAAGUUUAGUUCAACAAAUGGACAACAUCAGUCAAUCCAAAGCAGAAGCAGAUCGACGCAAGAAAACACUGGAAAGCCAACUGCAAGACCUGACAACAAAAUGGGAUGGAAAUGAGCGAGAUCUGGUUGAAUUACGAAGUGCAAACAACAAACUGAAGAGUGAGUUGGAGAAAGCUUCGUCUAGUGCUGUUGACUUUGAAGCGCAAUCAAGCUCACUGAGUCGAGAGAAACACAUUCUUGAGACACAACUUGCUGAAAUUCAGGAAUCAUUGUCACAAGAGUCACGUGACAAAGUGGCAGCUCUCAAUCGAUUGCGUACUGUCGAGGGUAACAUGGCACGUAUGCAGGACCAACUUGAAGAGGAAGAGGAGAACAAGAAUAAUAUAGAAAGACAAGUGUCUAGUGUGCAGCAGCAGCUGGCUGAGUUCCAGAAACAACACAAUGACGACAAAGUUGCUCUUGAAGAUCUUGAAGCUCAGAAAAAGAAAUUAUAUAGAGACAUUGAAAGUCUUCAGCAGAAAUUAUUAGAGGCUGAGUCGUAUACUUCCAAAUUGGAGAAAAGUAAGCGACGGCUGCAGGGUGAACAGGAGGAUGCAAGUAGAGACUUGGAAGUUCAAAUUGCUGCAGUGACAGCACUAGAAAAGAAGCAGAAGAAAUUUGAUCAGACAUUGAGCGAGCAGAAAGCAGUUACAGAAAGAUAUGCUAUGGAGAGAGAUCAAGCACAGAAAGAAGCAAGAGAAGCUGCUACUAAGACAAUGACGCUACAGAAUGAACUAGAAGACUUGAACUACAAAGUGACAGAACUAGAACGAGCAAAGAAGCAGUUGAUGUCUGAGUUAGGUGAACACUUGGAAUCUAAAGAUGACGUUGGGCGAUCUAUGCAUGACUUGGAAAAGACAAAACGUUCUCUAGAAGUUCAGCUGGAAGAGCAGAAACAGCAAAUUGAAGAGCUAGAAGAUGAACUGCAGCUUGCAGCAGACGCCAAAAUGAGACUGGAGGUAAACAUGACAGCGUUGAAAUCCAGUUUUGAGAAGGAAGCUCAGCAGAAAGAUGAGCAAGGAGAAGAAGCUCGUCGUAGCAUCCAGAGACAGCUUCAUGAAUUGGAAGAUGAAUUGGAAGAAGAAAGGAAGCAGAGAACAGCUGCUGCCGGCAUCAGACGGCGAUUGGAGUCAGAAGCAGCAGAACUUCAACAUCAGAUUGAACAAGCCAAUAGAGUGAAAGAAGAAUCUAUCAGACAAUUGAAGAAAUAUCAGAACCAAGUGAAGGAUCUCAGCAGAGAAGUGGAUGAUGCACGUAUGUCACGUGAUGAGUCACUCAGUCGAUACAAGGAGCUUGACAGAAAAGUGAAACAUAUGGAAUCUGACGUGGCAGCAGCACAAGAUGCUUUGGAUGCUGCUGAUCGAGCGCGACGACAAGCUGAGGGCGAGAGAGAUGAAUUGAAUGAGCAAAUGUCUGGAAAUAAUCCACGAAUUCAACUGCUGACGGAAGAGAAAAAGAGGUUGGAAACUAAGUUGACAAACAUGGAAGAAGAGUUUGAGGAUUUGCAGAAUGAUCUAGAGCAGGCAAAGUCUCAACUUCGAAAAGCCAGCAUGCAGGUGGAUACGUUGACUCAGGAAGCUGCUUCUGAAAGGUCAAGAGCUCAGAAGGUUGAAAAUGCCAAAUCAGGUCUUGAGAGACAGUUGAAAGAGUUGCGCGAUAAACUGUCUGAAGUAGAAGAUGGAUCUCGCAGUCGUGGACGAGUGACCAUCCAAGGACUGGAGAGCCGAGUUAUAUCAUUAGAAGAAGAACUCGAAGGCCGAACAAGGGAGUGUAAUGGAGCUCUAAAAGCUAACAGACGGUUAGAAAAACGAAUGAAGGAUUUGAUGAUACAGACUGAGGAAGAACGUCGGCAUGCAGAUCAGUACAAGGAACAGGCUGAUCGUGUCAACCAAAGAAUGAGAGCACUAAAAAGACAGCUAGACGAGGCGGAAGAAGAAGUCACGCGUAUCAACGCCUCUAAGAGGAAACUCCAACGAGAAGUAGACGAACUCCAAGAAACGAAUGAGCAACUGAGUCGAGAAGUCUCGAACAUGAGAAGCAAGAGCAGCUCUAGAUCAAGACCCAUGAGUGCUGUUAUCUCGACAUCUCGAUCAUCACUACGUCGCCAUGAUUGGUCAAGAGGAACAGAGGAGUCUCUUGAUGGCAGCAGCAUUAACAGUCAGCCGCAAUCACCGACACCAGCAGAUGACAUUUGAAAUUAGGGAACAAUGCAAUGUACUAAUGACUCAUAUUUUACUGUUGUCUUUUACGAGGUGAAACAUCUUACAGCUUGAGGUAGAUUGUGCUAUGAACUGGCCAAUUAUAGACGUAGGGUUGGUAUUGUUACUGCAAUAUUAAUAGAUGACGUGUUGUGUAAUGGAAUUUGUACACAUCA